UCGCAUUCAUACAUAUAUUUUUCAUCACUAUUGUAAAUGAACUAUUUUUAAUAUUUCUUUAUCUUUUCGCGAGAUGAUGACAACUUCCGUCCGCUCAAUUGUAUUUGUAAUGCUUUUAUCGUGAAACUCGAACGUAAACGUGCCCGGAAGUGUGUCUUAAUAUUUAAAGACUUUCACGGUUCUACGACGUGAUUCAAUUGUUAAACAAGUUAAGUUAGUUAUCGUCAGUUUCUAGUUUCAUUAUAGUUCUUGUUAACAGCUCAGUUUUAGUUUCAAGCAGACCGGUGGAGGUUUUACUGACCUUUGAAGUUAUCGUUUAGUGUAGCAGAGAGGUUAACUCUGUGAAAGCUACGUCUGGACCAACAGCAACCUUCCUGUAGUGACUUGAAAUGAUGCUCCGUAGUGCAGAGUAUUAGAUGCCCACGAUGAAUGCACAAACCAUGUCACUGAGAGCGCUGCUUUUUCUGGGGCUUUGGCACACUGGGAGAAGAAGUCUCGCCUCAGCCCCAGAGCUGCAGGAUCAGCCCAAAAAGAUAGCUGUGGUCGGAGCAGGCAUCGGUGGCACAGCUGCAGCAUAUUACCUCAGGCAGGAGUUUGGAGCCAGCGUGAAGAUCGACGUGUUUGAACCUGCCGAUGUCGGUGGGCGACUGGCGACGGUGACGAUUGGAGAUUAUGAGUAUGAGACGGGAGGUUCAGCCAUCCAUCCUCUGAACCUACACAUGAAGCACUUCAUUGAAAAAUUAGGUAUUUCUUCGCGGAAAGAUGUCUCCUCUAAAAUGGCAAUCUUUGAUGGAAAGGAGCUCACAUAUGAAGAGAGUGACUGGUUUAUAGUCAAUUUUUUUCGCAUGCUCUGGCGAUAUGGCUUCAGCUUCCUCCGAAUGCAGAUGUGGGUGGAGAGUAUUUUGGACAAAUUUAUGAGGAUCUACCAGUAUCAGCAGUAUGGUUACUCAUUCUCCAGUGUGGAGAGGCUCUUGCAUGCCAUGGGCGGCGAUAGUUUUCUUACCCUGAUGAAUCAGACUCUGGAGGAAGCAAUGAUGGGCGAAGGAUUUUCACAGGUCUUCCUCAAUGAUAUUGUUACACCCAUCACACGUGUCAACUAUGGCCAAAGUGUCCGCAUCAAUGGCUUUGUGGGGGCCGUGUCACUAGCAGGAGCAGAUUCAGGCCUGUGGGCAGUGGAUGGAGGCAAUAAGAGAGUUUGCUCAGGACUAUUGUACCACAGCAAAAGUGAGCUUAUCUCUGCCAGAGUGACCUCCAUUUCAGUCAAAGUUCGACCAUCCAAGAAGGGCGCCACGACCAGUUAUUAUGAGGUCAGUUACGUUGGAGAAUCAGGCUCAGCGCACUCACUGUAUGACAUAGUGAUAAUAGCAACACCACUUCACCAGGGAAAGUCUGACAUCACCUUCUCAGGGUUCUCUCCUCCAAUUCCGUCUCACUAUCCGGGGCACUACCACCAGACUGUCUCCACUCUGAUCCACGGCAUGGUGAACAUAUCCUACCUCGGGACCACAGAGCCAGCCUCGGAGUUCACUGUAUCUGAUGUCUUAACCACAGAGGGCUGUGCCAUCCACAGCCUGAGCUCUCUUGACCCUGUGCACAUCCCUCAGGGUUACAAGCGACCCCCUGCCAGCCAGACCAAAGUCUGGAAGGUGUUCUCCCAACAGCCACUGUCCCAGGAGCAGCUGCGGGACAUCUUCCUCUCCUGGGAUUCGGUGUCUGAGACCCGGUGGCUAGCUUAUCCCUCUUAUCGCCCGCCGCAACGCAAGACCCCUCCCUUCAUCCUGCACAACCGGCUGUACUACCUCAACGCUGUGGAGUGGGCGGCCAGCGCCAUGGAGAUGAGUGCCAUCUCUGCCCGCAACGUGGCCCUGCUGGCACACCACCGCUGGCACCAACAGGUCAGCAAGAUUGACCAGGAAGACCUGCACACCCGACUAAGAGGUGAACUCUGAAUAGGUAGAACUAAAAACAAUAAAAUAAUUUCAAUCAAGUACAGUAUACAGUAAAGCCACAGGCUUGGUGCACUUAAUAACACUCCUGUCAGGGCAAAUCCCAACUCUCUUUCAGGUAUCUGGGGUGCUCUGAGCUCUUUUAACUUAAAGGGCCAUUCCAGUUUUUUAAAACUUGGAUCUUACUGUUGUGGUUUUUAAUAAUAAUUUCUAAUAAUUUCUACCUUGUACCCAAAAAUUACAGCUGAAGACGGCAACAUAGCUACAAUGAAGUCUGACAGGGCAACAAACAUGACCUGCUGUAAACGAUCAGCAGUUUAACCAGAUUAUCUAGACUGCUGUAUUCUGAAGUAAAACCCUCAAUGCACAUGAAAACUGUUUCUGAACACACAUAUACUUUUAAAUAUGGGAUUUUAGAGCUUAACCAGAAAGUCGUUUCUCUUUGUCUUCAUUUUCUCUUCAAAUUAAGAAGCUAACCUGCAGGGUUUGUUUAAAACCUGUCUGAUCAUUUGAUUAUUCAUGUUUCUUGUCCUGUCUGACUUAUAUUGUCUUUUUAGUCUUCCCAGAUCUCAGUAGUUAACUUGGUGAGUACAACAAUAUUAUUACCAAUAGUAUGCUUGAAACAGAGAAUAAAUCCUUAAAUCACGGGCACAGUUCAUUGUUCACCAGCAACAGCAACACAAAUCACACUAAAAGGCGGCUUAAACUUGUGCUGUGCUGAAUUUUGUAAUCACUGUGAAAAUGCUGCACUGCAGGUAGACACAUACUCUCAUUCAGUAAGUGGUCCUCACAUGGGUGUCUCAAACAAAUCUAUUUUAUUUUUUUUAUGUGCGUUCCUGCUGUUAUGAACACGGUACAACUAACAUACAGGAAAUGUUUGCUAAUAUAAAGAGGUCCUUUUCAAGUGAUGGAUUUAUGUGUCUUCCAGUGAUCUCUCAGUCUCUCUACCUCCUCGGCAGGCUACUGUAUACGUUGCUAGUGAGUGCAGGUAGCUGUCAGCGAGGGAGUUGUGUCACCACAACAUUUUUCUUUGUAAAUUGGAUAUUGUUGAUGUCACUUAUGAUCAAACUAUUGCAGUAACAGAGUAUAAAUUCCGCUUUUGAUGAUUAUUUAACGAUUGCGCCUUAACGAUAGAACAAUUGGCUCAUGUCCUUAUUAAAUAAUAACCCGGUUUUAAUGUUACAAAUCAUUUCUUGUUCCUAUGUCAUUUUUAAUGAUAUGAAAAUAGCCAUCAGUCAGUACACCAAGACCUCACUGAAAAAGAUGCAUUUUUUUGUAUUUUGAUGUCACAUACAGAGGAGAAUCUGUUCUGAAGUAUUAUGUACUUGUGAUUUAUCAGAUGUUGGGUCACUUACACCACUUUCAUGCUCUUUAGCCACUUGGGGAACAAAUUUGUAGGUUGCUUCCUGUUUCUUAAGCACUUUUAGAGGUGUAUUUUUCUAGAUUUUUGAAAGAUGUUUUCUGGUUGUGAAGACAUACUGUAACACAAAUAUUAAUAGUUUAAGUUUAAGUGACAGAAACGUUUUGCACUGAAGUCCAUUUGCGAAGGCUAAAAACGACCAUGUGGAGUAUUUACACUGGCUUCUUCUGCACAAAUAAAAUUAGGCUUUUAAUGACAAAUCUGAACUUUUGAUUUCGAACGGCUACUGGAUCAGACUGUAUUUUGCAGGUGUUUACAAUCACAAUAAAGUGAUGAGGCCUUGUCUCGUCUCUGCUCCUAUUCA
Molecule: messenger RNA, 3670 nt
Organism: Scatophagus argus
Lineage: Eukaryota; Metazoa; Chordata; Actinopteri; Scatophagidae
Gene: pcyox1
Product: prenylcysteine oxidase 1
Exons: 7
Coding region: 417-1949 (510 amino acids)
Biological process (GO): prenylated protein catabolic process; prenylcysteine catabolic process
Molecular function (GO): prenylcysteine oxidase activity
Source: RefSeq, a predicted model, not a curated record